This is a messenger RNA of Malaya genurostris, 2322 nucleotides long. Its product is annotated as dynein assembly factor with WDR repeat domains 1. The record is from RefSeq and is a predicted model, not a curated record. The transcript is spliced from 9 exons. Gene Ontology annotation, molecular function: protein binding. NCBI's taxonomy places the organism in Eukaryota, Metazoa, Arthropoda, Insecta, Diptera, Culicidae. The coding region runs from base 97 to 1350 and encodes 417 amino acids.
UCAUCUAGUGCGGACGUUCUGCCGAAAUUUGCGCCAAAUUUUGAUAGUUAUUUGUUGUAACAUUGAUAAACUUUUAGCCAGACAAGACUUCCAAAAAUGAGAUUAAUAAAAAUAUAUCUGCGAUAUUAUCCACCAGGCAUUGCCCUCAAUUACAAGAAAAGAGAUGUUGAAGAAACAAAAAUAAUAGAUUUGUUCGAUCUUACUCCUAGUUGUGACCUCCAAACACUAACCAAGAAAAUCGCAACAUCCGAACCAUUAAUAACACAAGAAAUUUUUCCUCAGAUGAUAGAGAUUCUUGAAAAACUUCAAAAAAAACUCAAGGAACCCGUGAAAACAAAGUUCUACCUCUUUAAAACCCUACAAACGCACAUCCUUCCAUUGACGAAUGUGUCCUUCGACAAAUCUGGAAAGAAAUGCAUCACAGGGUCUUAUGACCGAACCUGCCGCAUCUGGAACGUUGAGAGCGGCGAUGAGGACAAUAUAUUGAAAGGACACGAAAACGUCGUGUUUUCUGUCGCAUACAACUAUCCCAAAUGUGACCGAAUUCUUACCGGAUCGUUCGAUAAGACAGCCAAAAUCUGGAAUCCAACCUCGGGCAACUGUUUGAAUACACUCUGGGGUCACACGGCUGAAAUAGUUGCAGCUGAGUUCAAUCCUAAUCAAGGCGAACAGGUGGUAACGUGUAGCAUGGAUAACACGGCUCGAGUAUUUCAUUCGGAAACUGGUCAGGAAGUGCAUCUGUUCGGAGGUCACAAUGCCGAAGUGGUAUCCGCUCGAUUCAGUAAGGAUGGAAACCUUAUAUUGACCGCAUCAUUUGACGAAACUGCCAUUGUCUGGGAUAUGCGCACAAAGGAACAUGCUAUCGUCAUUAGAGGACACGAAGCUGAGCUAAGUAAUGCCGUUUGGAAUUUCCAGUGUUCGCACAUAGCCACAAGCUCACUGGAUAAAACAGCCAAACUAUGGGACGUAAGAAAACUUGACAGUUGCCAAGCGGUGGCCAACCAUAAAGACGAGGUUCUAGACGUGACAUUCAACUGUACCGGGACACGACUAGCCACCGGAAGUGCCGACUGUACGGCGAAGGUUUGGGACGUCACUGGCAAUUUCGAACUGGUCACGAUAAUGGCUGGCCACAGUGACGAAGUAUCAAAAGUUACUUUCAGUCCACCGAGUGGAUUGCUUCUCACGGCUUCGGCUGAUAAAACCGCUCGAAUUUGGAACUCGGGAACAGGCAUUUGCACGCAAACGUUGGGAGGACACGAUGGCGAAGUGUUUUCGUGUUCCUUCAACUACUGUGGAGACGCGAUCAUUACUGCAUCGAAGGACAACACCUGUAAAAUAUGGAGAUGAUACGACUGGUUCUCGGGGCAAGCAUUUAAACCGACAGUGAAAACAAAAAACUGCAAUGUGGUAUACAGCAGCAGACAGGCUGAACAUUGGACCAAAUAUAUGCUUAGAUAUUGAUAGCCUAAUCUUUAAAAUGUCGGAAUGUUGGAAAAAUAUGCAUACAAAUAAGUGAAUAUUCCGAUUUGUAGUAUACACCAGCUUGAGUACUGAUAGUUUUUCUAGCUCUAUUGUGCACAAUUUUUGAUUUUCCUGAAGCGUGUUUUACAAAGGUAGACGUGGUCCAAUUCAUUCAGCCCCUUCACACAAAGCCGUAAUUGGCUGGAACCGCCAGUAAAUAAUUGAAAACAAAAGAAAGCUUUGCUAUGUUAAAAUAUACUAUUGCGACAAAAGUGUAUAAAACUCAUCGAUUCCCCCGUGAAACGCUAGAUUACAACGCAAAAAAAAACAACAAUCAAUACACAAAAAUUACACUUAGGUUUACUGUUUGUUUCAAACAACGCAAACUUCCGUCAACACAACUCAAAAAUAUGCCUUGAAUGUUUGCCUUUCAACAAAUCUUUUCAACUACGGAAUUAUUAAUGUAUAUUUUGAUUCCUGUUAGAUUAAAAGAAUGGCGUUAAAAUGAUACAUGCUUUCAAAUCUAAUUUUUGUUACAAGUACCAUUAGUAAAAGUAACAUAUACUUAUUCCUUGUGAUGAUAAUGUAAAGUAGCAAUAACGAAGACCUAAAUAGGCGCAAAUUUUUAUCCAUUUUAGAAAUAAAGCAGUUUUACAAAGAUUGUGUGUUAUUUAGAAUGAAGUACCGGUCAAAUUUAUUCACUCAAACAAACCUUAAAAGUAUAUCAUUCAGUUGCUUCAUUAGAAUAAGUUUGAUGCAAGCGCGUUGUGUUUCAUAAAUAAAUUCAUGAAAUGAUAAAUUUCUAGAAAUAAAAAGUUUUUUUAUACUGUAAAGUGUUCGAUUAGAUUUAUUGCAUGA